Molecule: messenger RNA, 1994 nt
Organism: Pocillopora damicornis (cauliflower coral)
Lineage: Eukaryota; Metazoa; Cnidaria; Anthozoa; Scleractinia; Pocilloporidae
Product: tetratricopeptide repeat protein 28-like
Source: RefSeq, a predicted model, not a curated record
CUACCAUGAGCGUCAUCUACAAAUUGCAAAAGAAGUGGGGGACAAAGAUGAAGAAGGAGGAGCUUAUGGAAAUCUUGGCAAUGCCUAUCAGAGCUUAGGCGAUUUUGCCUAUCAGUGCCUGAGUGAUUUUCAUGAGGCAGUCGCAUAUCAUGAGCAUCACCUACAAAUUGCUAAAGAAGUGGGGGACAAAGCGGGAGAAGGAAAGGCUUAUUGUAAUCUUAGCAAUGCCUAUCAAAGCUUAGGCAAUUUUCAUAAGGCAAUUGAGUACUGUGAGCGUGACCUACAAAUUGCAAAAGAAGUGGGGGAUAAAGCUGGAGAAGGACGGGCGUAUGGAAAUCUUGGCAAUGCCUAUCAGAAGUUAUGCGAUUUUCAUAAGGCAAUCAAGUAUCAUGAGCAUCGUCUACAAAUUCUCCAGUUUAAUGACGAGUGGAAAAUUAGCUACCGCGAUACGUAUAAUAAUGUUUACAAUAGUUUGUGGCGUCUCCAUUUAAGCCAAGGUGAAGCAAAUUAUGCCUUGCGUGUUGCUGAGGAUGGACGGGCGCAGGCUCUAAAAGAUCUCAUGGAAGAAAAUUAUGGGUGUCACGAGGUAUACUCUUGGUCUCAUUCCUCAGUAGAGUCAACUGGUUCCUCUGCUAGAUCCAUUCCUUCGACAACAGUUUUCAUAGCUCUCAAUGAAAAAGAAAUCAUUUUCUGGGUCAUAAGGAAAGAUGAAGAAGUCACCUUGAGGAGAAGAGAGGUAAGAGACUAUGUUUCAGAAGAAGACGUGAGAACUUACCUUUCGUCUCUAUACCAUACCACCUUACUCGAAAUUGGUGCACGCGCUGGCGUUAAAAUCGAAAAUCGCUCACUUGAUGAGUCACGUGAGGUGGGGUGCACGACUGACAGGGCCCCUGUCAAUAUUUCUCGGCCUCUUUCAUCACAGGAAAGCUUAAAGAGCUUUUUUGACCUUAUCAUUGCUCCUGUUGCUGACCUGGUUCAUGGAAAUGACCUCAUUCUCGUUCCAGAAGGUCCAUUAUGUUUGGUACCCUAUGCAGCACUGAUGAACCCAAAACAGGAGUAUCUGUGUGAGUCUCUAAAGAUCAGAUUCAUUCCGUCCUUGACCACUUUGAAAUUAGUUACCGAUUCUCCAGCUGACUUCCACAAUAAGACAGGCGCCCUUCUCGUGGGAGAUCCGUACCUAGAGGAAGUUCUCUAUAAAGGGAGAAAGUUGGGUGAGCUGCCAUAUGCAAAGAAAGAAGUAGAGAUGAUUGGAAGAAUCCUAGGAACGGCUCCCCUCAUUGGAAAAAUGGCGACUAAAGGAGAAGUCUUAAAGCGACUAUCCACGGUUGCUUUAGUGCACAUCGCCGCACAUGGCAAAAUGGAUACAGGAGAAAUUAUUUUGGCCCCAAACCCUGCUGAGGAAUCCCAUCAUCCUGAGGAGAAAGACUUUUUGUGGACGAUGGCGGAUGUGUUGGAAGCUAAGCUGCGGGCAAGAUUGGUUGUGUUGAGUUGCUGUCAUAGUGCUCAUGGAGAAGUAAAGGCUGAGGGAGUGGUUGGCAUUUCUCGAGCAUUUUUAGGUGCUGGGGCUCGUUCCGUUUUGGUGUCCCUCUGGGGAAUUAAUGACGAAGCCACUUUCCGAUUCAUGAAACAUUUCUAUAAAGGACUAGUUAAAGGAAGGAGGGUCAGUGAAGCUCUUAACCAAGCCAUGAAAUGUAUGAGAGAGUCUGAAGAGUUCGGGGAAGUAAAGUACUGGGCACCAUUUGUUCUCAUUGGGGAUGAUGUCACUCUGGAGCUAAAUGGAACUGAUUCAGUCUAGUCACCGCUGAAUGUAAAUAUAACUUGUUUUGAUAUUUUCCUUUAAUGUUCUUAACACUCUUAAAGUGCUUAGUCUUGACGUCAAAUUUUACACACUUCAUUCAUCUGCAUUCUCUACUGUAAUACGACUCUCUUGCAAACCCACCCAAAUUUCAUUUCAUUUCAAGCCACAGGAGUUAUAUUUGUGGACUGUUUCAUAC